This is a messenger RNA of Penicillium atrosanguineum, 606 nucleotides long. RefSeq names its product GNAT family N-acetyltransferase. NCBI's taxonomy places the organism in Eukaryota, Fungi, Ascomycota, Eurotiomycetes, Eurotiales, Aspergillaceae. The coding region runs from base 1 to 606 and encodes 201 amino acids. The record is from RefSeq and is a predicted model, not a curated record. The transcript has a single exon. Gene Ontology annotation, molecular function: acyltransferase activity, transferring groups other than amino-acyl groups.
AUGUCUACCGAACAAUCCCCAUUCCCACCGGGAUUCACAAUCUCCACCACACGCCUACAAAUCACUCCCUUCGACCCUACAAGCCAAAUCCACUGCAGAUUCCUCGUCCAACUAUGGAAUACAGAUGACUUCAUCAAUUCAAGCGGUCGCACUGGCAUCGACACCCCUGAAAAAGCAUCAUCUUUCAUCCAAAACCGGGUUAUCCCAUCCUACGCCCGCAAUCGCUACGGUCAAUUCCUCGUAUCAUUACACGACGGCCGGCACAUCGGCAUGGUUUCCCUGAUGAAGGGCUCUCCGCCUGAUGCGCAUUACACCGCUCCAGAUGUCGGGUAUGCGAUCCUACCCGAGGAGAGUGGGAAGGGAUAUGCGACCGAGGUGGGGAAGGGUGUGCUAGAAUAUGCGCGGGAGGAUCUUGGCAUUGAGGCAGCGUUUGGAUUCUGUGUUGCCGAGGAUAUGCGGAGUCGGAGGGUUUUGGAGAAGAUUGGGUUGGUGUUUAGAGGAGUUGGGGAUUUGGUUGUGUUUGGGGGAAAGAGGAGCGCUGUUUAUGCGUUGCCUUCUAUGGGGGAUUUAGAGGCUUACAAUCUGACGGAGAAGCUUGAGGUAUAG